This is a messenger RNA of Fonticula alba, 4878 nucleotides long. RefSeq lists its product as hypothetical. The record is from RefSeq and is a predicted model, not a curated record. Gene Ontology annotation, molecular function: guanyl-nucleotide exchange factor activity. The transcript has 6 exons. The coding region runs from base 40 to 4878 and encodes 1612 amino acids. Gene Ontology annotation, biological process: Ras protein signal transduction; positive regulation of GTPase activity. Lineage: Eukaryota; Rotosphaerida; Fonticulaceae. Gene Ontology annotation, cellular component: plasma membrane.
CCCCCCCCCCCGCGCGCGCGCUCUGACCCCCGCCGCAGCAUGAGCUACAGGCUGAUGUCCCGGCGGAAGUCCACGGUCGCGGCCGUACCGAAGCCGACUUCCCCCUCGCCCGGGUCCCCAGCCCCCCCGGGCGGGUCCAUCCCCUCGGCCCUCCAAGCACCGGACCAUGUGCUCAUGCGGCCGAAGGAGCGCACCGUCGAGGGCCUCAAUGAGUACCUGGCCGAGGCCCGGGAGAGCCUCGCCGUGCUGAGCCGCUCGCGCAAGGCCACCAAGAAGGAUCUCGAGGAGGCGGCCCACCGCGUCAAAGUCCUCGAACUGAAGCUGGCCCGGCUCCAGCGUCAGACAGCCUCCAGCAACCUGCCCCCCCUGCCGCCGCCGACGGCCACCGCGGCCCCGGGAUCUGCCUCGCUGCCGCCCCUCAGCGAGUUGGAGGCGGCGCACCACCGCCGCGGCAGCUCGGCCGAUCUGGCCAGCGGCUCGGCCGCCGACCGUCGACUCAGUGUUUCCAGCUUCGAGAGCGCCUCCUCCUCGGCCAGCCUCGACAGCCAGGCCUUUUCGCUGGACGCGCCGUCCCCCUCCUCGCGCGGGCUCUCCAGCCUCCGCCGGUCCCUCUCGCAGUCCUCGAUGUCCGGUCUGGAGGCCGGCUCGGCCGAGGCCGCCCUGGCCGGCACGGCCGAGUGGCUCCCGGCCGAGGUGACCGGCGCCGACUUCACCUCGCUCGUGGCCCUGCUGGCCCAGCCGCACCCCGCCCUCAUGGACGCCCUCGAUGGGUGGGCCCGGUCGCUGGCCGCCACCGCCACCGCCACCCCGCCCGAUGACGAGGCCCCGAGCGCCACCGACGCCGGGCCGGCCGCGGCCGCCCUGCGCGAGUUCUCCCACUGGCUGGGCAACUUCGGCCUGCACAUCCGGUCGGCCAGCCCGGCCGAUGCGCUCCUGGAGCAGGAUGCCCAGGCCGUCACCCAGCCGGCCCUCGAUGCGGACCUCCUCUUCUCGGUCGGGUAUCUGGUCCAGUCGUCGGGCUUCGUGGCCGUGCCCGGGAUGGGCGGCCUCCCGGUCGGCGACGCGGCCGGCGACCUGGCCGAUGCCCCGGCGGCCGACCCCACCGCGCCCUGGGCCGCCAUCGUCCAGGCAGCCCUGGAUGCCGGUGCCGCGGCCGUCCCCCCGCCGGGGGUCGAUCCGCUGGAUGCCGCCGGGCUCGCCCGCUUCCAGACCUUCCUGGCCGAUGUCGUCCAGCCGGCCGACUCGCCCGGCCCCGCUGACAGCGACUCGGCCGAGGCCGAUGCCGCUGCUGCUGCUGCUGCUGCUGCUGCUGCCGAUGCCGAUGCCGAUGGCGCUGCCGAGCCGCCCGCCCGCCUGGUGCAGCCGCCCUCGGUGGCCGAGUUGGCCUCGCAUCUGUGGUUCUUUAUCCACCAAUCGCGCGCGGCCCUGCCGCAUCCCGGCUCGGCCGAUGUCCCCGGCGCCGAGCGCCUCGUGGACCUGGACGGCCUGGCCGGGCUGCUGGCCGCCUGGUGCACGGAGAUCGCCCACCAGCGCCUGUGCGUCGAGCGGUCGCUGCACUCCCUGCGGGAGACCUUCGCCGAGGCCCUGCCGGACGAGGCGGCCGACGCGCCGGCCUUCGACCUGCUCCGGGCCUUUGUGGCCGCCCAGACGGCCGCCCUGGCUGAGGCCCCGCGCUCCGACGAGGAUGACCACACCCCGGCCCCGGCCCAGAGUGCGCUCGUUCGCAUGCUGUCCUCCCUGACGGAGGAGAUCUGCCUGCUCCUGAAGCUGGCCCUGCGCGUGUCGCGCCUGGCGCUGCUCUUCACCCACCGGGCGCAGAAUGCCCUCGACGAGCCGGAUGAGCCGCAUCUGCUCCGGUCCAUCUCGCACACCCUGGCCGAUGUGUAUGCCCAGCGCCGGCGCUUUGUCAUGAUCAUCGGCACCGUCCUGCUGUACGCCUUCCCCAGCACGCAGGACUCCCCGGCAUCCGGGCCCCGGCCCCUCACCUCGGGCGGGCUGCUGCGCCUGCUGGACCUGGCCCGGGCCUCGGUGCAUGCCUGCUCGCGCCGGGUCACCCGGCUGGCCGGGCUGCUGCUGGCGCGCGACGAUCUGGCGGCCCUGCUGCAGCCGGCCGCCCUGGACACCGAUCGGGACCUGGGCCUGCUCGGGGCCGGGGGCAGCCCCGGCGGCGGGUUCCCCACCAAGCCCUGGGCCACGUCGCAGUCGUCCCUCAGCUCGCUGUCCUCGGUGUCCUCCAUGUCGUCCAUCGGGUCGACGGCCGGCGGCCCCGGGGCCAGCAGCGUGGCCGGGUCCUUUGCCCUGUCGUCGGCCGAAAUUGCCGGCGGCAACGCCGGGCACUUGGGGGCCGGCCCCACGUCGCCGACCGACUCGCUGCCCGGCACGCGGCCCGCGUCCGACGCCAGCCUCGGGGACUUGGACCUGGGCAUCCCCGGCAUCGGUGGCGGGGGCCCGGCCGGCGGGCGCCGGUCUUGGGGCACCCUGCCCCGCAACCAGAAGAUCGACCGGUUCUUCGGCGAGGCCGGGGCCCACUCGACGGCGCGCGCGGCGGCCGCCCCCUCGGCCGACGAGUCCCUGGCCACGGCGCUGGCCCUGUCCUCGUCCUUCUCCGGCUCGCUGUCGGACUUGUCCAGCAUCGCCCCGGCCGGGGGGGACCCCUUUGCGCCGCUGCUUGCCGACCUGCCCGGCGAUCCGUCCAUCAUCUUCAACCUGGAGGGGGCCGUCCGGGCGGCCACCAUCGACCGGAUCCUGGACCGGCUGACGCACCACUCCUGGACCGACCCGGCCUUCACCGACAUGGUCAUCCUCACGCACCAGUACUUCCUCACGACGCCGCAAUUCUUCGCCAAGCUGCUGGAGCGCUUCUUCGAGCAGCCGAAGGAGGGCAUCUCCGAGGCGGCGCGCGAUUACUACCUCCGCUUCAAGAUCGUCCCCAGUCGCUAUCGCGUGGGCCAGGUGUUCCUCCGGUGGGCGGAGCUCUUCCCGGAGCACUUCUCCAUCCGGCCACACCCGGACACCGACCCCCGCGCGGGGGAGGUGGCCCCGCUGGAGCGCGAGCUCAGGAAGAUCGCGGCGGCGGCCGCGCGCGCGGCCGCCCCCGGUGGCCCUGGCGACGACCCCUCCGAUCUGCCGGAGGCCCCGGCCGCCGGGCCCGACCCUGCCGCCGGGACGUCGGAGGCGGCGGCGGCGGCGGGUGCUGCCGCUGGCGCCCCCGCGCCGGCGGCCAAGGGCCCAGCCCCGGUGCGCCUGGGCGGCCCGACGGCCAGCCCGCUGUUGGCGUCGAUUGCUUCGGCCGCGGCGGCGGCCGCCGUGGCCGGCGGCCACCACUCGGCCCUGUCGCCGGUCAGCCCGACGGCGCCGGAUGCCGGGGGGGCCGGGCAGCGGACCGGUGCCCGGCCGGCCGGGCCGCCGCCCCCGCCGCCCCCCGGCGGCAGUGGCCCCGGCCCCGGCCUGGCGGCCGGUGCGCCUGGCGGUGGGGAUGCCGACUCGGCGGCCGCCGGGACCCCGCUGCCGCCGCCGCCGCCGCCGCCACUGCCGAUCGGCGACCAGACCGACGACCGGAUCCUGUACAACUCGGCACAUGCCGAGGAGGAGGCCUUCAACCCGCUGGCCUUCCAGCUGGUGGACUUCAUGUCCGGGCAUUUGGCGUCCAUGAUGCCGCGCGAGUGCGCCCGGCUGAAUGCCAUCGCCACCGGGGCCGUCCGGCCGCUGGAGCCCUCCUUCACGGAUGAGCUGUUUGCCGAGCAGCGCCACCACAACUCCCGCGUGCCCCGGGCGUCGGCCCCCUCCAAGACCUUCACCCGCCGGUAUACCACCAUUUCCCUGGCCAUGGCCAUGAGUGGCAUCGGCAUUCAGAUCAGCAGCAGCCGCUCCGGCAGCGGCAUGACCACCAGCAGCCUGACCGGGGGCGAGCCGGCCGGGGCCGGCGGCGGGCCGGGCUCGGGGGGGGCCACCCCCGCCGCGGCGACCGCCGUGGCCACGGCCGCCGCCACGGCCGCCGACGACAUCUCCGUGGUGUCCGGCGGGCAGGUGCUGCACCUGCUGCCGACCACCUCGCAGGCCAUCAUCAACAUCCUGUCGGCCAAUGUCAGCGUGGCCGAGGCCCUGCUGAAUCUCGACCCGUCGGAGGUGGCCCGGCAGCUGUGCCUGCUGGACUUCGCCCUGCUGCGGGUCAUCCGGCCGCGGGACUUCCGGCUCCAUGUGCGGGAGAAGCGCCCGGCCGAGGCCGGCUCCAUCACCCAGGCCAUCCGCCAUGCCACCGGGCUGACGUGCAUGGUGCUGCACUCGGUCCUGGAGCCGGGGAUCGAGCCCAAGGUCCGGUCGGAGCUGAUCCGCUUCUGGAUCGAGGUCCUCAUCAAGCUCCGGUCGUACCGGAACUUCAACGCCAUGAUGGCCAUCAUCGGGGCGUUGAACUCCUCGAGCAUCCACCGGCUGAAGAAUGUGUGGAAGAAUGUCUCCCGCCGCGACACCCAGGCCCUGGAGGACAUCCGGGAUCUGCUCAGCUGCCGGCGCAACUUCAGUGACUACCGGGCGGCGCUCAAUGCGGCCGAGCUCCCGGCCCUGCCCUUCCUCGGGGUGUACCUGACCGACCUGACCUUCAUCGAUGAGGGGAAUCGCGACUUCACGAUCAACACGGCGCCGGCCACCGGGGCCACCCUCCCGGCCGGGGUCGAGCCCGGCGCCACAUUGCACCUGGUCAAUGUGGACAAGCUGACCAAGAUUUCCACGGUGCUGCAGUCCUUCACCCGGUUCCAGGUGGUCUCGUACAGUUUCGAGCCUAUUAGAGACCUGCAGUCCUUCUUCAAAAACACCGAGGCCUACGAGCACUCCGACGAGCACUUCUACCAGCUGUCGCUCCGGGCCGAGGGUCGCGAUGAGUAG